AAAAACAUUUUUACCAUUCUGUCAGCAAGUGGGAGAACAUACAUUGAUUCCUUCUAUUUUAUUAGAGGUUAAAACAAAAUGGCGGUUUGCAGGAAGAAAUAAGUCUGUUGAGAUGUCCACAAAGCGGCCAGCUAGUGAUGCUGGGGGGAGCAGCACAGAUGGCCCCCCAGCCAAGAAGUCCUUCACCAGGAUUGAACCCCUAAACUUGGGCUCCAUCUACUCACUGGAGCAGAUGGACAUGAAGGUGCUGCAGUUCCAGAACAAGAAGCUUGUCGAGCGGAUCGACCAGCGCAAACGUGCCGAGGAGGAGCUGCACAAACGUAUCGAACAACUUGAGAACCGGCAACGUACUGACGAUGCUGUUCUCAUGAUCGUCAACAGAUACUGGAACCAGCUGGAUGAAGAUGUGAGAGUCCUAGUUCAAAGAUUUGAUGCUGAGACAGCUGAUGAGGAUGAAAACAAAAACCAGAGCACGGAGACAACAUCGUUCCUGGCACUGCUGUCCACCUGGGACAGACAGGAACUGGAACAGCGUCUGGGACAGCGGGUGGAGUUCUCCAAGCGAGCCAUUGGGAAACUCCUCCAGGCCUUCGACAGGUUGCUUCAGAGGAACGAGAAACUCCACACCUCUCUCCGUGAAAAGGCAGAACAGGAAGAGGACCUAAAGUCUGAUGUGCCACUUGUGUCGGCCUCAUCUGAUAUACAGCGUCAAGAGAUAUCACCCAUUAAACAGGAGCCUGAGGUUAAGAAGGAGUCUGAAGAAGGGUCAGAGGUGAAACAGGAGCCCGAAGAGGUUAAACAGGGGUCAGAGGGCACAGAUGGGGCUGAGGUCAAAACUGAACAGGCCAAGGCAGGAGAGGAGGAUCAGAAGCCAGUUAAGCAGGAGGUGAACGAUGCGAAGGCCGGAGGUGAUGUGAAGGUGGAGGUGAAAGAGGAGCCGAUGGAGUCUGAGCCCGCAGAGACAUCCCACAGCACGGCCCUUGCGUCUGCCAUGAGGGAAGAGCUACAGGAACUACAGAUGGAGAACAAGCGCCUUCACAAUCUCGUCACUGACCUACAUCAGAGGCACCACCAACACACUCUCAAGGUAGCGGAGCUGCAGGACAAGUUGACAGCUGCUGAGACAGAGAUUGCCGAGUUGAAGAACAAGGUGGAGGAUGCCGAGUAUAACUACCAGGUGUCGUCCGCACGCGCUGAAAAACUCGACCGAUACCUCUCAGACGCCCUCCAAAAACUUCAGAACUAUGAAGAUAAGAACGUUAUUCAGCUUGAAGGUGGCAAGUCUGUCACAGGUGUCUCCAAAAAUAAGUUUGAUGAGAUUCUGUCCGACCUGGAGGAGCAGCGGGAGCUGGCAACCAAUCGGCUUGUAGAGCUCGAGAAACUGCAGAAGGACCACCAGAAGGCUCUUAAAGAUAUUGAGCAACUGAAACUGGAUCUGCAGCAUCUUCCUGAGAGUGUUAUAGUUGAGACAACUGAGUACAAGUGUCUACAGUCACAGUUUUCCGUGCUCUACAAUGAGAGUUUGCAGAUGAAGACGCUGCUUGAUGAGUCAAGGACACUGGUUCUUACCAACAAGAAUGCACAUCUCCGCCAGAUUGAACAAAUGGAGAGUGAUGAGUUGAGCAACCAAAAGAAGCUGCGAACGGAGGUGAUUCAGCUAGAAGAUGCCCUUGGUCAGGUACGCAAGGCCUAUGAGAUGUUGAGGAUUGAGUUUGAGCAGACGCUUGCUGCACAUGAGCAGACAGGUUCGAUCAACCAGGAGAUGCGUAACCUGAUCCAGUCUCUUCAGAAGCACAACCAGCAGCUCAAGGCUGAGGCCCAGCGGAACAGGCGCAAGGUCAAGGAAUGCCAAUCUGAGAUUAAUAAGUUGAAGGAAAAAAUGGAAGAGCUGCAGGGUGCCAACAAAGAUGCAGGUGGAGAGGAAGGGGGCAGCUCUGCGACAGGAGAGGGGGGCAGGGCCAAGUCACCCCGUGGGGAGGGCUCGGAACCCUUUGUCUUGCCACGAGAUGAUGACAAUGACGACCUCGAGAAGGAACGGGAGAAAGGGAAAUCCGAUGCCGAAAUAUUUAAGGACCUCAAGGCUCAGCUUAAGAAGUCUCAGGAUGCACAGAAGGAACUUAAGCUGCUACUCGACAUGUACAAGGCUGCACCAAAGGAACAGAGGGAUAAAGUGCAGUUGAUGGCGUGUGAGAAGCGUCUUAACAAGGAGAUAGAUGAUCUGAGGCAACACAUCAAGAAGAUGCAGGAGUCCGAGAGACGGGAACGUAAGAAGCUGGCUGAAGAGGACGCUCUUCGUAAGAUCAAGAAACUCGAGGAGACAAUACAGGACCUUCAGAAAAAUCUUGCCACACAGAAACAGCGUGAGGAUGUUUUGCUGAGUGAGAUGGACGCCACGGGGCAGGCGUUCGAAGACAUGCAGGAACAGAACACGCGUCUCCUUCAACAGCUACGUGAGAAAGACGAUGCAAACUUCAAACUUAUGUCAGAGCGAAUUAAGGGUAACCAAAUCCAGAAGUUACUGCGCGAGGAGAAGGAGGUCCUCGGGGAGCAGGUGUCCACCAUCCAUCUCCAGGUUGAGGCUCAUAUCCUUGUGGUCCGUAAACUAGAGGAGAAGGAACGUGUCCUUCACAACAACAUUGCCACUAUGGAGAAGGAAAUGGCGUUAACUCAGCAGGCCAUGGAGUUGCACAAGCGUAAAGCAGUGGAGAGCGCCCAGACUGCCGCCGAUCUCAAGCUUCAUCUGGACAAAUACCAGGCCCAGUUACGUGAGGCUCAGGUGGCCGUCGCAGAGAAGACUGGUGCCAUCGAGCAGGAAGCUUACAAGUACAAAAGAACGCAGGAGGAGAUAGCGAAACUACAGCGCAAGUUGGAGCGAAGUAAGAAGAUUGAGAUGGCUGGAGCCGCAGACGAGGUGCUCAUGGCUGAGAUUGCAGAGUAUAAGGAGCAGUUGACAUGCCCCUCAUGUAAGGUGAACAGGAAGGACGCAGUGCUGACCAAGUGUUUCCACGUAUUUUGUCUCGAGUGUCUCAAGACAAGAUACGAGACUCGACAGAGAAAGUGCCCCAAGUGUAACGCAGGGUUUGGCGCCAAUGACUAUCAUAGACUCUAUCUGACUUGAUAGAUCUGUUAGAUCUGAAGAAAAUUGUUUUUAUUUGGUGGUACCCAAAGUUCAUAUUUAUACUUCCGUAAAGUGGUCACAUUACAAAUGAUUUACACUCUAAAUGACUGAAUUAAAGGCAUAGAUGCCAAAAUAAGCUGAUUCAGAGGGAUUCGUCAGCGUUUUAUAAGGUCGGACAUCAAACAUUUUAAUGUCAAGUUUAAUGUGAAUGGUAUUGUACCUUGUGUUCAAUGAUGUAUAGAUAUCUCCUCUUUCAAUAGAGCUAGCAUUUACGGCCACUCAGAACUAUGGUUUCUAUGAAGUCAUGUCCAGGGUUGUCGCAAAGCUUGCGUUUUAGAUAUUUCUACUCUUUAUUAUGUUUCUCUGUUUGGAUACUGUUUCACUUCUUUAUUAAGUAGGGAUUAAAGGAGACAGCAACCUUAGUUUAAAGCUGCACUCUCACAGAUUGAACGUUUUGACAACUUUUUUUUAUUUUUUGUCUUGGAACAAGCCAAUUUUUUGCGAAAAUGCCUGGAAACCGGUUAUAUAAGACUACAGACAAAAAAUAGAAUACUGAUUUUUAUAUUUAUGUUCAAAAAUUUAUGUUUUAUGCAUUUUUCUUAAACUCCUUAAACAUUCAUAUCAACAAUCUUUUAUCAUUGGUUUGCCGAUAUUUACGCAAAAAUGUGCUCUUUCCAAGACAAAAAAUAAAAAAGGUUGUAAAAACGGUAUAUCUGUGAGAAUGCAGCUUUAAAGUGUUUUUUAAAAUUAAAAUGUUAUCUCAAAGAAUUUGUUAGCAAAGAAUUUUAGAAAUCAACUAAAAAUGGCUGAGUUCUGGGCAUUUUAAUAUCUCUAGCAUGGGGAUGCUAUUGUUCGGCUACGUUUUAGUCAAUAUUGUGUUCAGGAAAUAAGUAUUGCACAUGUAAACCAUUUUAGAAGAUGAGAGUCGUAUAGGUGUCCGCCUCACACGGAAGAGGUUGUGGGUUCGAUCCCCAUGAGGAGAAAUUUCUCAUGGCAGCUCAAACCAGUACAGGGGCCAUGAUUACAUUCUUAAGUGUGUGUCUAAAGAUAGACUCAGAAAAUCACCUUUAUUACAUAUAUAUUAAAAAUAAUCUCUUUCCAUUCGAUUUACACAAAUUUAGGUAAGGAAUUGAUCAAUUUAGAUAGUAAUAAAAUUUAUCCAAUUUCAUCAUCAAUUGUGAACUAGAAGGAAAAUUACAAUGAAAUGAUUUGUCGUUUUGCCACUUGAGUCUGACCUCAGACUUGAGAUUGUUUGUAAUCAUUUGUCACAAUCAAGCAAAAGGAAAUAUAAAAGCAUAAACUUAUUAACUUAACCAUUAUAGAUUAAGAAAAAAAGGUGUUUUGAUGAAAUAGAUCUAUAUUAGUUUUAAUAUUUGUGAAUGUCCUUCAAACAUGUUUCCGAAUGUGAAUGAUUUCCAUUAUUUGUUUUGGAAAAGGUACAGGAUAAAUAUUGUUAUCAUUGAUACCGAGAAUAUGUUUGUGUUUGUAUGUGACCAGAUAGAUUUCCACAGUACUACCGUACAUUCAUGAAGAGCGAUUGGUAUACAUGGUUUUAUUUUAUUGCAUUUUGUCGAAGUGCGAUUUUUGAUGAAUAAAUUAUUUUUAAAUGAU
Molecule: messenger RNA, 4729 nt
Organism: Mya arenaria
Lineage: Eukaryota; Metazoa; Mollusca; Bivalvia; Myida; Myidae
Product: E3 ubiquitin-protein ligase BRE1B-like
Exons: 20
Coding region: 113-3118 (1001 amino acids)
Cellular component (GO): nucleus; HULC complex
Molecular function (GO): metal ion binding; ubiquitin protein ligase activity
Source: RefSeq, a predicted model, not a curated record